This is a messenger RNA of Cucumis sativus (cucumber), 1591 nucleotides long. RefSeq names its product pectinesterase 31. Gene Ontology annotation, molecular function: pectinesterase activity. Gene Ontology annotation, biological process: cell wall modification. Bases 296 to 1252 code for a protein of 318 amino acids. The record is from RefSeq and is a predicted model, not a curated record. The transcript has 6 exons. NCBI's taxonomy places the organism in Eukaryota, Viridiplantae, Streptophyta, Magnoliopsida, Cucurbitales, Cucurbitaceae.
GUUUUUGGAUCACACCGGUAGAAGUAGAAAUAGUAAAGUAAUAGAAGAUUCCAUCUUCUUGGUAAUCUCCCGGAGUGCCACCUCAAUCAAAGCAGAACAUGGAAGAAAAGAUUAAAUUAAAGGAAAAGAUAAAAGAAAAUCAGCUGUUUCGAUGAAAUGUAAUGGAAUCGAUCCCAAAUUGGGAGUUUUCGCAUUCCGUUCCGUAUUAUUUCUACAUUUCGUUUGAUCUUCAUCUUCAACAAUCAACCCACUUCCCAACAACGCACCGGCACGAACUUCGAUAUACGAUUUCUUCAUGGCGGCCCAGCCCAGGGUCCUCACAGUGGCACACGACGGCUGUGCAGAUUUCUGCACGGUUCAAGAAGCCAUAGACGCGGUUCCAUUCAGCAAUACUUGCCGCACUAUAAUCCGUGUGUCUCCUGGAAUUUACAAGCAGCCUUUAUAUGUACCCAAGACCAAAAAUUUCAUUACUUUCGCCGGUUUGAACCCUGAGACUACUAUUCUCACUUGGGACAAUACUGCCACCAAAAUUAACCACCACCAAGCUGCUCGUGUCAUUGGAACUGGGACUUUUGGUUGUGGAAGUACAAUUGUGGAAGGAGAGGAUUUCCUUGCUGAGAAUAUCACGUUUGAGAAUUCUUCCCCUCAAGGUUCUGGACAAGCUGUGGCUAUCAGAGUUACAGCAGAUCGUUGUGCCUUUUACAAUUGCAGGUUUCUUGGUUGGCAGGAUACUCUGUACCUACAUUAUGGAAGACAAUAUUUGAAGGAUUGUUACAUCGAAGGAAGCGUGGACUUCAUAUUUGGCAACAGCACUGCUCUGUUGGAGCAUUGUCAUGUCCACUGCAAGUCGAAAGGCUUUAUUACUGCACAGAGCAGAAAAUCUUCUCAAGAGACGACAGGUUAUGUGUUCUUGAGGUGUGUGAUCACAGGCAGUGGUGAGACUUCUUACGUUCAUCUCGGGCGACCAUGGGGACCAUUUGCAAGGGUGGUAUUUGCUUACACACACAUGGAUGUAUGUAUCAAACCAGCAGGCUGGGAUAACUGGGGGAAAGCUGAAAACGAGAGAACUGCUUGCUUCUACGAGUACAAGUGUUUCGGGCCAGGGAGUUGCUCAAUGAAAAGGGUGUGUUGGGCAAGAGAAUUAUUGGAUGAAGAAGCUGAUGAGUUCAUUCUGCAUCGAUUUAUCGAUCCCGACGUGGAUAGGCCUUGGCUAUGCCAGAGGAUGGCACUGAGGAUUCCUUUUUCUGCUUAAGAAUAUGGGAUCAUGUUUAAAGGUUUCAAAACAGAAAUCAGCAGCUGAAAAGUAGUGUCCAAAUCUUGAACAUUUUGAUAGUUGGUGAUUGCAUAAUGAUUCUUCAGUUCUAGCCGGAGAUCGUGUUAUUAGCUCAUGUAUUCACACCUUUUUCAUAUCACUAUUAUCUCUCUCUCUAUCUAUAUAUAUGUGUGUGUGUUGCAUGAAAUUUCAUUUCCUUUUUUGUACUGCUAAUAUGUUUUGCAUACAAAAUUUAGCUAAGCCAUCAAUUUUGUAUAAAUUUGUAGUAAAGAUGAAGUGAUUUGUGGUUAAAUGAUGAUGUAGUUUGAUGAUGGUUUA